UUCAAUCAUGCCACCUACACCAACACCCGUCAAAGGAGCCAAAAAGGCGUCCAAAUCUAAAGUCCCUCGUACUGGAGACAAGAAGAGGAAGAGGAAGAGGAAGGAAAGUUAUUCUAUCUACAUCUACAAAGUCAUGAAACAAGUCCAUCCUGAUACUGGCAUCUCGAGCAAAGCUAUGUCCAUCAUGAACAGCUUUGUUAACGAUCUGUUCGAAAGAAUCGCUAAUGAGGCCAGCCGUUUAGCUCACUACAACAAACGUUCAACUAUCAGCAGUCGUGAGGUCCAGACCGCUGUCCGUCUUCUCCUCCCUGGUGAGUUGGCCAAACACGCUGUCUCUGAAGGUACGAAAGCUGUCACAAAAUACACCAGCACCAAGUAAAUCUUCCUCGUAUUUGAAAACCCAAAUGGCCCUUUUAAGGGCCCCUCAUAUCCUGACCACUGUUCAUCUCAACUUAUUGUCGAGUUAAGCUAUUACUGUCGCUGCUGCUUUCUUAGUCACAAGCGAAUACAUAGACCAAAAUAAACUUCAUACGACGGGAUUUGACCAUUAUUGGGCAUAUCCAUAUCUGGGUCGACAGCUUUAUUAUCAAAUUUAUUUCAUCAAAUCUAGCUGGUUACUAGCUAGUAUAUCAGCACUGGAUUCUCGCUAGUUAUUGUCAUUCCGCCCCAGGUUAAGUUCGUGCUUUCGCAUUAUUUUCAGGCUUUAUCCAACGUAUCCCAGAUUACAUUAUCUAUCUUAUUUUCCAUUUCAAAAUUUAUUUCAGACGUUAAACUAGGGGACACUCCGAGUCAUUUGUCUUUUAUUAAAAGCCCAUCAGUAAGAGUAGAAAUUUCAAUCCCAAUCAAAAGAAAGCACAGUAUUGUUCUGGUACCAGAUGGACGAGUCGUGGAUUUUGGAACGCCUUUAAAAGAUUGGAUGACUACGCGAGACUACCUACAAGGGCAUUUUUCGCAUGUUCUAUUUUCCAUUUCAAAAUUUAUUUCAGACGUUGAACUAGGGAAUACUCCGAAUCAUUUAUCCUUUAUUAAAAAUCCCAUCAGAAAGUGUAGAAAUUUCAAUCCCAGUCAAAUGAAUAGUUUACUGGUACCAAAUCAGAUGCACAACUAACGGAACUUCCUCCCAUCAACGACCAUAUGAGCUUGUAUAAGAGGUUUAAGGAAA
Molecule: messenger RNA, 1162 nt
Organism: Octopus sinensis (East Asian common octopus)
Lineage: Eukaryota; Metazoa; Mollusca; Cephalopoda; Octopoda; Octopodidae
Product: histone H2B, gonadal-like
Exons: 1
Coding region: 8-379 (123 amino acids)
Cellular component (GO): nucleosome
Molecular function (GO): protein heterodimerization activity; DNA binding; structural constituent of chromatin
Source: RefSeq, a predicted model, not a curated record